AUGGCGCUGACGUCACUGAGGCUGGAGCUGCGUGACGUCAGAAGCUCUCCCUCCGCUUUCCUCCAUGGAUCUGUAACAACAUCAGCUUUCACUUCACAAACCGGAGGAACAAACACAUUUAUCCUCGUCCACUGCACUUUAGCGGCGCGGGAGCUGCUGUCGCGCCUCCUCGUCAUGAGUAACAACAGCCACCCCCUGCAGCCUCUGGCCUCGGUGUCAGAGAUCGACCAUGUGCACCUCCUCUCUGAGCAGGUGGGGGUGCUGGCGCUGGGGGAGGACUACAGCGACGUCACCUUCAUCGUGGAGAACAAGCGCUUCCCCGCGCACCGCGUCAUCCUCGCCGCACGCUGCCACUACUUCAGGGCGCUCCUGUUUGGAGGUAUGAAGGAGUCUCGGCCUCAGGCGGAGGUGCGGCUGGAGGAGACUCGGGCGGAGGCCUUCUCGAUGCUGUUGAACUACCUGUACACAGGGCGCGCCUCUCUGAGCGCAGCACGGGAGGAGGUGCUGCUGGACUUCCUGGGGCUGGCGCACAGAUACGGCCUCCAGCCUCUAGAGGACUCCACGUCCGACUUCCUGCGCACGGUUCUGCACACGCAAAACGUGUGUGUGGUGUUCGACGUGGCAAGUCUGUACGGUCUGAGCGCGCUCAGUGCGGCCUGCUGCGCCUACAUGGACCGCCACGCUCCUGACGUGUUGAGCUCUGAGGGGUUUCUGCAGCUAUCCAAGGUGGCGCUGCUGACGGUGGUGACCCGGGACUCCUUCGCCUCCUCAGAGAAGGAGAUCUUUCUGGCUCUAAGUCGCUGGAGCAGUCACCGCGGCGAUGGGGCAGACACACAGGAAGUGAUGUCAGCGGUGCGCCUCCCCCUCAUGACGCUCACAGAGAUGCUGAACGUGGUCCGACCUUCGGGACUCGUGAGUCCGGACCAUCUGCUGGACGCCAUCAAGACCCGGUCUGAGUCCCGCAACAUGGACCUGAACUACCGCGGCAUGUUAAUCCCGGAGGAGAACAUUGCCACCAUGAAGUUUGGGGCGCAGGUGGUGAAGGGGGAGCUGAAGUCUGCGCUGCUCGAUGGAGACACACAGAACUAUGACCUGGACCACGGCUUCAGCCGACACCCCAUCGAGGAGGACGGUCGCGCGGGCAUCCAGGUCAAACUGGGCCAACCGUCAAUCAUCAACCACAUCCGCCUGCUGCUGUGGGACCGGGACAGCAGGUCGUACUCUUACUACAUAGAAGUGUCCAUGGAUGAGCUGGACUGGGUCCGGGUCGUGGAUCACUCUAAGUUCCUCUGUCGCUCCUGGCAGAACCUGUUCUUCAGCUCCAGAGUCUGCAGGUACGUGCGGAUUGUCGGCACACACAACACAGUGAACAAAGUGUUCCACCUGGUGGCCUUCGAGUGUAUGUUCACCAACCGUGCACACACCCUGGACAGCGGCCUUCUGGUACCCCAGGAGAACGUAGCCACAGUCGCCUCAUGUGCGAGUGUGGUGGAGGGAGUGAGCCGCAGCAGAAACGCUCUACUAAACGGAGACACAAGGAACUACGACUGGGACUCUGGUUACACCUGCCACCAGCUGGGCUCCGGGGCCAUCGUCAUCCAGCUCGCCCAGCCCUACUGCCUCAGCUCCAUGAGGCUCCUCCUCUGGGACUGUGAUGAACGUUCCUACAGUUAUUACAUUGAAGUUUCCACAAACCAGCAGCAAUGGAGCAAAGUGGUGGACCGCACCAGGACUCCCUGCAGGUCCUGGCAGAUGCUCAAGUUUGACAAACAUCCAGCCUCCUUCAUCAGGAUCGUGGGUACACACAACACUGCAAACGAGGUCUUCCACUGCGUUCACUUCGAGUGCCCGGCGCAGAAACGAGUGAAAGAGGAAGAAGAAGCCGAGGAGACUCCGAGGAAGACUGUGUAG
This is a messenger RNA of Knipowitschia caucasica, 1911 nucleotides long. NCBI's taxonomy places the organism in Eukaryota, Metazoa, Chordata, Actinopteri, Gobiiformes, Gobiidae. The record is from the annotation of a GenBank genome assembly.